Messenger RNA from Carassius carassius (crucian carp), 2587 nucleotides. Its product is annotated as mitochondrial glycine transporter B-like. Gene Ontology annotation, molecular function: glycine transmembrane transporter activity. The transcript is spliced from 8 exons. Gene Ontology annotation, cellular component: mitochondrial inner membrane; mitochondrion. The record is from RefSeq and is a predicted model, not a curated record. Bases 529 to 1392 code for a protein of 287 amino acids. Gene Ontology annotation, biological process: glycine import into mitochondrion. NCBI's taxonomy places the organism in Eukaryota, Metazoa, Chordata, Actinopteri, Cypriniformes, Cyprinidae.
CGGCUAACUGACAUAAAUCAGCUGACGUGUAGUGCACCACUUUAUCUCCAAUAUUUUCUAAUGUGUUUAUUGACAGUUUUGUAUUUUAUGAAGAAAACAAUAUACAUUUUAUCCGUUGCAGGAUAUAUUUGAAGUAUGCUGGGCCAGAGAAAUUAGCAUUAGCUUUUACUAAGAUCUGCUUUAGUAGCGUUAGUUUGUUUUUAUUUGACAUUUAAAUCUGUGGUAUGCUGCAGAUUUCUACAUGUUAAUGUAAUAUUAUAAUAAAUUAAAUGGCGAUUUCUGUGUUUAAAUUUGUCGGCUCCGUAUGUAACGUUACUGUUGACAGCUGUGCGUAAAGUGACAGAAAAAACGAGAAUCAUGAUGAAGAUCAGUCCUCAUUCAUUCUCCCUUCUUCUGUCCAUAAGAGACAGUCUGGAAUCAAAGCUUUAACGUCUCAGACAUCACCCAUCGGCAAUAGAAGAGAUCAAAGGGCGGGAGUUGAGCUCUUCCUCUGUGCAAGCUUCAUCAUCAUCACCCUUUCCAUCUGAAAUGGAGGUUGCCCUGGCUUAUCCUGCCCUGAAGGCCUUCAUGUGCGGCUCUCUCAGCGGCACGUGCUCCACUCUGCUGUUCCAGCCGUUGGAUCUGGUGAAGACCAGACUGCAGACCCAGCAGAACAACAUGCACCCAGGUGCUCCUAAAGUGGGGAUGAUUACAGUCUUUUUCAACGUGAUCCGCACAGAGAAGCUGCUUGGCCUGUGGAAGGGGGUUACACCGUCGUUCAUGCGCUGUAUCCCUGGUGUAGGGAUCUACUUCAGCACAUUUUACUCGCUGAAGCAGCACUUCUUCCAGGAUAGGUCUCCGAAUGCAGGGGAGGCGGUGUUGCUAGGGGCUGGGGCUCGUUGUGUGGCAGGUGUGGCCAUGCUGCCCAUCACAGUCAUUAAGACUCGUUUUGAAAGUGGGCGGUACAAUUACAUAAGUGUAGCUGGUGCUCUUAAAAGUGUGUGUCAGAACGAAGGACCGAGGGCGCUUUACUCUGGGCUCACAGCGACUUUACUCAGAGACGCCCCGUUCUCUGGCAUCUAUGUCAUGUUCUACAGCCAGGCCAAAAAGGCUUUGCCACAGGAGAUCAGCUCAUCCUCCUUUGUUCCAAUGGUUAAUUUUGGCUGUGGUGUGGUGGCUGGUAUUUUGGCAUCUCUAGCCACUCAGCCAGCAGAUGUGAUCAAAACCCACAUGCAAGUGAGCCCAGCGUUGUAUCCCAAGACCAGGGAUGCUGUACAUCAUGUUUUUACUAAGCAUGGCUUGAGCGGGUUCUUUCAAGGAGCAGUUCCUCGUUCUCUGAGGAGAACCCUCAUGGCAGCCAUGGCCUGGACUGUGUACGAGCAGCUGAUGGCACGCAUGGGACUGAAGUCCUAAAGACACCCCGCACACUUUAUAUGUGGACUUCAUUCUGUGUGUGUCCGAUACAGGAGUGUGUGCUUUUCAGACGGUGGUGAAAAGAUGGCGUUCUAUUAUCCUUGAAGGCUUGAUCAAAUCAAAAGCAGCUAGUGUUGGCUGAGGUACCGGUAAUAGUAGGUAUGUGUGUGUGAUUGUCUGUGUGUGUUAGUGUUUUCAGGUGCAGUGAGUCUUUACCCCGUGACACCUCUGACAGUGACAUUCCUAAAUUGCCACAAUGUGAGUUUGUCUGCCUACAUAUUGAGACAGGGGUCCGCAAUGAAGAAUACCAAUGAGAGACCGUCAGCUCACAAGAAAACACUCCUUUCACAAGAAGAAAAUUGGCAACUAACCUUAGUAUACUACAUGACUCAGUGUCAUUGAAAAGUGCCCACCUUUUCAGGGUUUUCAGAAAUGGACGACUCCAUAGACUCCAGUGUCUGAGAUAGUUCCUAAGCCUAAAUCCUUUUUAGUCGAGUAUGAGGCUUAGUGAGUGUCCAAGAGACUGGUGUUACAAAGACAUGUUGACAUAAUACUCCAGCACUCCAGCAAUCAGACCGAAUUACUCUUGGGCUGAGAAACUCAACUGACAACACAUGACUGUCUCACCAACAUACUCCGUUCCGAACAUAAUUGCUCGUCUCUAUGCGAUGAUUUGUGCUGUUCUACUGAUUUCCUGUGCUGUGUGGCUGGAUGGAUUUAUCAGUGCAUUCAAGUACACUGUUUUUUAUUUUCUUGAACGCUCACUCUUGGGCGCAGACAAAGCUUAGAUUUGGAUUGAAUGAGACUUCGUAAGAUUUAGACCUGGAGAAACAUUUAAUAUUUAUUAAAGAAAUAGGAGAACAAAUGUUAUUGUUCCUGGGAAAACAAUGUUUGAAAUUGCAAUACUUCAUUUAUUGUAUUUGCAAACGUUGUAUUUUGUGUGAAACCAAUGUAAGACUCCAUAGUGUCAUCAAUGGUGCUCGGUGUGAACACAGUGUAAUGUUGAUUCAACAUGACCCAUUAGUUUUAGAAAGUCUGUCAAAAACAUGUCCGGGUGGUUGUUCAAACUUAAAAUUUGUAGAGAAAAUGAAGCUUAUGAGAACCAUUAGGAUUUCUGGCAUUGUGAUAUUAGUUCCAUUUCUUUUAGGCACAUUUUCUCCCCAAAUUUGCAUUAAAAAAAAAUAUAUAUAUAUAU